Molecule: messenger RNA, 1906 nt
Organism: Beta vulgaris subsp. vulgaris (sugar beet)
Lineage: Eukaryota; Viridiplantae; Streptophyta; Magnoliopsida; Caryophyllales; Amaranthaceae
Product: ABC transporter G family member 8
Exons: 1
Coding region: 36-1832 (598 amino acids)
Cellular component (GO): membrane
Molecular function (GO): ATP binding; ATP hydrolysis activity; ABC-type transporter activity
Source: RefSeq, a predicted model, not a curated record
UCACAACCAUCAAUAAUACAAGUAACCAAUCCAAUAUGGAACAUCAUAAACACAAUCCAAUUUCACCACCAACACCAAAAACUUAUAAAGUAACAGCCACUUCCAUCUCCUACACAAAAACUACCACAAACACUUCCACUACUACUUCCUUCACACCAAGCUUCCUCUUUAAAGAUUGCACCACCACCCCACCAACCUACAUUCUCCAAGACAUCUCCCUAACCGCCUUCCCUUCCCAAAUACUAGCCAUUGUCGGUCCGAGCGGGGCCGGAAAAUCCACCCUCCUAGACAUCCUAGCUGCUAGAACCUCCCCUACUUCCGGCACCCUCCUCCUUAACUCCCACCCUAUUUCUCCUUCGUCCUAUAGAAAACUCUCCGCCUACGUCCCACAACAUGAUGCUUGUCUUUCUCUCCUCACUGUCUCCGAAACCUUUGCCUUCACUGCCCGCCUACUCCACCCCAAGUUUUCCUCCAAAGAGAUCUCCGAUGUUGUCUCCACCCUCCUAGGGGAACUUCGUCUAGGACAUUUAUCCAAUACUUGGUGUGAAAAGAGUUUAUCAGGAGGUGAAAAAAGAAGGGUUUCUAUAGGACUUAGUCUAUUACAUGAUCCUGGAAUUCUUCUCCUUGAUGAACCUACUUCAGGCCUUGAUAGUGCUUCUGCUUUCAAUGUCAUGCAAACCCUAAAAUUUAUCGCACUUUCGAGGCAUCGAACAGUUGUUGUUUCUAUCCAUCAACCUAGUUUUAAGAUCCUUUCAACCAUUGAUCAAAUUCUUUUGUUAUCUAAAGGAAGAGUUUUACAUCAUGGGAGUUUAUCUUCUUUACAAAAUCACUUGAAUUUUAAUGGUUUUACUGUUCCUCCUCAGCUUAAUGCCCUAGAAUAUGCUAUGGAAAUACUAAAUCAACUUCCUGUUCCUCCAUCUCCUACUCACAAUUUAAGUGAUCAUCAUAAUGCAAAUGAUCAUAAAAGAGAGAAGAUCAAGUAUAAGAGUUCAAGAUUGCAUGAAAUUCUUAUACUUUCCAGAAGAUUUUGGAAGAUUAUUUACAGAACAAAACAGCUUCUUUUGACAAAUACUUUGGAAGCAUUAAUUGUUGGUCUUGUUUUAGGAACUAUUUACAUUAAUAUAGGGUAUAAUAAAGAAGGGAUUCAAAAAAGAUUAGGGCUUUUUGCAUUUACUCUUACAUUUCUCCUCUCUUCUACAACAGAAACCCUACCAAUUUUCAUUAAUGAGAGACCAAUCUUAUUAAGAGAAACUUCAAGUGGAGUUUAUAGAGUAUCUUCUUAUCUUUUAGCUAAUACCCUUGUUUUCCUCCCUUAUUUGCUUGCCAUUUCAAUAAUCUACUCUUUUUCAGUGUACUUUCUUGUAGGACUUUGUGCUACAUGGCUGUCUUUUGGGUAUUUCGUCCUCGUAAUUUGGAUCAUUGUACUCAUGGCUAACUCCUUUGUCCUAUUCCUUAGCUCGAUUGCCCCCACAUACAUCGCCGGGACGUCGUUGGUAACCGUGCUUCUCGCCGGGUGUUUCCUCUUCUCAGGGUACUUUAUUGGUAAGGAAAGUAUGCCAAAGUAUUGGGUAUACAUGCAUUACUUGUCCAUGUAUAAGUAUGCCCUAGAUGCUUUGCUUAUAAAUGAGUACUCUUGCCUUGUGAGUAAGUGUUUGGUGUGGUAUGAAGGGACUAAGAGUUGUAUGGUGACAGGACAUGAUGUUUUGGAAAAGAGAGGGUUACAUGAAGAUCAAAGAUGGAUUAAUGUUUAUGUUUUAGUUGGGUUUUUUGUUGUCUAUAGAGUACUUUGUUUGUUGGUGUUGAUUAGGAGAGUUUCAAGGUCUAAAAAAUAAUAAUGUUGAUGGUCAAUUUUUAUGUUUGUUCCAAUCAUAACAAAUAAUAUUCCAAUGCUCUAUGAUUUGGUGAA